AUGCACACAUCUCAAAGUUAUAAUGCAGAUGAAUCUCAUCGGCAAGAUCUAUUUGAGAGUGAUGAAGAAGAUGAAGAAGAAGUUGAGGGAGAAUUUGAUCUAGAAGGUGAAUUCCUAAAUGCCCUUGAUGAACUGAAAAAUGUUAGAAAUGAAUUUAAAAAUUAUAAGAAAAUAGUUCAUGAAGAAUGUAGCCAGUUGAGAAAUUGCCUUGAAGAAUCCAACGAAAAGGAAGAAGUGAAGAUAAAAGAAAAAGAAUUUCACAAGCUAAAAGAAGAUAUGGAGAAUCUAAGGAAAGAAUACAAGAUGUUCAAGAAUGCUUCUAUUGUGGAACAAAACUGGUUGGUCAAUAGUAUUCAAGAAUUAGAGCAAGCUAUUUCUAAUUUGAAAGCACAAGUUAAUGAUGCUAGAAAGAUGAAUGAAGAACCAAAAUUAGAUGUUGAUGAUAACAGGUUUAGGUGCAAGGAGUUAAAACAAGAAGUGGAGACUAAAAGUAAAAUGGAGAAACUCACAUUAGAGAUUGAAAAGUGCCAGGAAGAGCUCAAAUUGAGAAACAAAUAUAAUGGUGGCACUGAAGCAUUGGGUAAGAUGUUAAGCCAAUAG
Cryptomeria japonica (Japanese cedar) is the source of this 600-nucleotide messenger RNA. RefSeq lists its product as uncharacterized. Lineage: Eukaryota; Viridiplantae; Streptophyta; Pinopsida; Cupressales; Cupressaceae. The transcript is spliced from 2 exons. The record is from RefSeq and is a predicted model, not a curated record. Bases 1 to 600 code for a protein of 199 amino acids.